AUGAGCGAAAGAUUGAUUGUUACACAGAUUGUACUUGAAAAUUUCAAGUCUUACUAUGGUAGACAAAUAGUAGGACCAUUUAACAAUCAACUUACUUGUAUUGUUGGUCCUAACGGAUCCGGAAAAUCAAAUCUUAUCGACGCUCUUCUUUUUGUAUUUGGAUUCAGAGCAAAAAGAAUGCGCCAUUCAAAAUUAACUGGUCUCAUAUAUAAUGGACCAGAUCAUCCAAACAUUUCAUAUGCUCGAGUUGAAGUUCACUUUGCAAAAGCAAUAAAUAAUGAAGAAAUCGCAGGGUCAUCGUUUUUAAUAUCACGUCAAGUCGAAAAAAGUGGUGAAUCAAAUUACUAUCUUAACAAUAAGAAAUCAUCCUUUACUGAGAUUACAGAAUAUCUUAAACAUGAAAAAUUAGACUUCGAACAUAAUAGAUUUUUAAUCUUACAGGGUGAGGUUCAAGCAAUUUCACAAAUGAAACCAAAAUCUUCACCAAAUGGUCCAACAGGAUUCCUAGAAUACAUUGAAGAUAUAAUUGGAUCAGAUAAAUACAUUGAACCUAUCGCAGAAUGUGAAUCUCGUCUUGAGGAAGCAAAUGGUGAAAGAUCACUUACUCUUGAUAGACUUAGGAUGGCAGAAAGAGAAAGAGAUGCAUUAAAAGAAGCUAAAGAUGAAGCAGAUCUAUAUUUACAGUUGAAACAGAAGAUAAAGGUACUCGAAGCUCAUUCCUAUUUCUCAAAUAAGAAUAAAAUAGAAGAAAUGAUCAAAGAAAAGGAACAAGAAAUGACAUCUAAGAAGACAGAAUUGGAUGAGAAGGAAAAUCAGCUUAAAGAAUUAGAUUCAAAAUUUAAUGGUGAAAAAUCAGAUAAAAAGAGGUUAGAAACAGAGCUAAAUAAUGCAAAGGCACAGCUUUCCAAAGAGUCAUCAAUUCUUUCCAACUUAAACUCUGAAAGAAACAAGAGCAAAAUGGAAAUUUCUCAUAUUAAUUCUCUUAUUUCUAAAACAGAAGACGAAAAAAAGAAAGCAGAAACGACUUUAUCUGCAAUGGAUACAAUCAUAGAAAAUGAGUCUAAUAUUAAAACACAGAAUGAACAAGAACUAAAGGAUAAUAAAAUCAAACUCGACGAAGAGAAAAUUAAACUUCAAAAACUUAGUGAUGAAGCAAGACAAGAAUCAUUAUCUUUCAAUGAAGAAUUGGAGAAUUUGAGAAAACAAAAUUCAGUUAAAAACGAAGAAUAUCUUGAGUUACAAAAAACAAUGUCAAUCGCAGAAUCUCAAGUAUAUUCUAUGAAGAAGGCUUCUAUCGAUCAUGAUGGUAAUCUUAAAAAAGCUCAAGAGUUAUUUGUCGAAUUACAAAACUCAAAAGAAAAGAUUGAAGCUGAAUUGCAACAAAAAAUAGUGGAUAAUGAUGAAAGAGUUAAAGUCAAAGAAAACUUAACACUCAGAUUAAAUGAGUUACAGAAUGAUAUAGAAAGCGCUGCAGAUAACAGAAGGAGAUCGGGAAAUGCAUAUGCUGAUGCACAAAGAUUGAUGAAGAAAAACGCGUCUUCAAAUGAAGCUUUGGAUGCAAUAAUGUCAUUAAACAUACCAGGAGUUUAUGGAAAGCUUGCAAAACUUGGAGAAAUUGAUAGAAAAUAUAAUGCAGCCAUGACAGCAGCUGCAGGCAACAAACUUAAAUACAUAGUUGUUGAUAAUAUGGACAUUGCACAACAAUGUUUAGCCGAAAUCAAAAGAAGAAGACUUGGAAGAGUUACAUUUAUUUCAUUAGACAAAGUUUCUGUUCCAGAAGAUAUUGAUAUUCCUGCAGGAUCAAAAAGGAUCAUCGACAAGGUUAGGAUGAACGAUCCAAAGUUCUUCCCUGCUUUCUUCUUUGCUGUCAAAAACACUUUGGUUGCCGAUGAUAUCGAAAUAGCAAAGAAAUUGGCAUACAACUCUGAACAAAGACAAAGAGUUGUUACACUUCAAGGUCAAUUAAUAGAACCGGCUGGAACUAUGUCUGGUGGAGGAACAAGACAGAAAGAAGGUGGAAUGGACUUAAUUAGCGAAAGAGAACUUCAAGAAUUGGCUGAAGAAAGUAAGAAAUAUGAUGAAAUUUAUCGAUCAAUGAGGAGUGAAAUUGAAGAGAAAAGGAUUAAAUUAAAUGAAAUUCAAAAAUUAAAUGUUGAGUUUGAAAUACAAAAACUUCAAAUGGAUAAAGAAAACAUCGAAACAAGAUUGACUGAUGUCCAAAAAACAAUUUCAGAUUUAGAAAAUGAAGAAUUAAUCGACAAUUCAGAGAAAAUAAACGAAUUAGAAAAGGUUAUUGAAGAAAAGAAACCAUUAAUUGACCAUUUACGUCAAGAAAUCGACUCUUUAUCUUGUAAGAUAAGAGAAAUAGAGAAAACUGUCUUUGAUCUUCUCAGAAAUAAAACAAGUGAUCAAGAAAGGAUCAUCAAAGAAUUAGAAAAUAAAAUAUCAGAAAACAGAAGAUUAUUAGCUAAAAGUAGCGCCAAAGUUCAGAGCUCUAUUAAAAUGAAAGAAAAUGCAGAGAAUACAAUCAAAGAAUGUGAAUCAAAUAUCGAGAAACAUAAAGAAAGACUUUCAGAAAACGAGCAAAAAUCAAUCGAAUUAGAAAAGAGAUAUGAGGAGCAAAAGAAAAUCAAAGAAGAAAGCGAAGCAGAUGUUUCUCUCAAAGAAGAAAAUCUUAAGAAAUACAUAGAAGAAUCAACAGAAUACAGAAGACAAAGAUCUGAAAUUACAGUUUCAAUCGAUAGUCUAAAGAUAUAUUAUGAGACCGCACAGAACGCAUUAAGAGAUCUUUCACGCCAAUAUGAAUAUUACUCGCAGAAAUUGUCAAAAAGUGGAGUUACUGAUGAAUCAUUUGACAAGAAUCUAUCAGAGACGGAUAUAGAAAUAGAAAAGGAAAACAUUAAACAAAGGGUUGGAAAAAUGGAUCCAAACCUUUCAGUCAUUGAAGAAUAUGCAGCAAAAGAUGCAAUUGUAAAAGAAUGCCUUGAAAUAUUUAAGAAUGCAGCUGAGCAGAGGAAUAAUAUAGCUGAAGAACUUGCAAAGGUUAAAAAAGCAAGAUUAGAUAUGUUCCUUCAUGGAUUUGCAGAGAUACAAACAUCAUUGAGAGAAACUUACCAGAGAAUAGCUUUAGGAGGCGAUGCUAUGAUAGAGAUUGUUGAUAGCUUAGAUCCAUUUGGACAAGGUAUUGUAUUCUCUGUUAGACCUCCAGGAAAGUCUUGGAAACCAAUUAUAAAUCUUAGCGGCGGAGAAAAAACUUUGGCAAGUUUAUCUCUCAUUUUUGCACUCCAUAAUUUCAAACCAACUCCUUUCUAUAUUAUGGAUGAAAUAGAUGCUGCCCUUGAUUUCAGAAAUGUCUCCAUCAUUGCAAACUUCUUGAAGGAGAGAACUGCAGAUGCACAAUUCAUUGUCGUGACAUUAAGAAAUAACAUGUUUGAAAUUGCAGAUAGACUUGUUGGUAUCUUUAAAGUCAGAGAUUGCACAUCAACAAUAUCUCUUGAACCUUCAUUAUUCAGCAACUCAGGUAUAACUGUAUAA
Trichomonas vaginalis G3 is the source of this 3534-nucleotide messenger RNA. Its product is annotated as chromosome condensation. Lineage: Eukaryota; Parabasalia; Trichomonadida; Trichomonadidae. The record is from RefSeq and is a predicted model, not a curated record. The transcript has a single exon. Gene Ontology annotation, cellular component: chromosome. The coding region runs from base 1 to 3534 and encodes 1177 amino acids. Gene Ontology annotation, molecular function: ATP hydrolysis activity; protein binding; ATP binding. Gene Ontology annotation, biological process: mitotic chromosome condensation.